Molecule: messenger RNA, 1986 nt
Organism: Triticum aestivum (bread wheat)
Lineage: Eukaryota; Viridiplantae; Streptophyta; Magnoliopsida; Poales; Poaceae
Exons: 5
Coding region: 875-1720 (281 amino acids)
Source: RefSeq, a predicted model, not a curated record
AUUCCCGACACAGCCCGCACUCCUCGUCUUCUCCGGUCGACACUCCGCCGCUCUGACAUAGGCGCCGUCUUCUCUGGUUGACACUCCGCCGCUCUGACAUAGGCGCAUGGACGCCGGUCGCCGGAGAUCCCCUGCUUCGCGCUACUCCCCUGCUCUCCCGCGCGUCCGCCGCCGCAGCUGCCUCCUCCGCCGCUCCCUUCUGCCUCGCGCAGCCCCCCAGCCUCCCUUGCCUGCCUCCCGAAUCUUCCCUCUUUUACCCAAAAAAUUGUUUCUUCUUCCUCCCGCCGCGUCUCCUGCUCGCGGCCACCCCUCCCUCCUAGCGUUGAUGGAAGAAGCAUGGCCGGCCCUCGGCCCGACGGCCUGCGACGCGGCCUUCCCACCCCCGCCCCGGCCCCCAUGGCGUGGGGCGCGGCGGGAGACGGUGGCCAAGGAAUCGUCCGCGCAGGCGGUGAGCAGAAUCGUGUCCAGCUGCGCCAACUCGAGCGGCCUGGCCGUGGCCGCCGUCGACGCCAACGCCGCCAUCUCGGGCGGCGCCGUGCUCGCCUCCACUGCGGGCCGGCAGGUCACGGUGCUCGAGGAGGUGUGCGACGCCGCAGCACGCCGGAGGCUCGCGCUCCUGCCCACCCCCGUCGAGACCGUCGACCUAACCCCUGAGUUCGUCAAGAGAGGUCGACUGUUUACUUAAUCCAGCCUAGCACCUCGUACUGCUACUUUCAUUUGCUGAAUAGAGUAGGGCCAGCUUGAACCGUGUGCACCAGGAAGAAGACCAGCCCAAAGUUGAUGAAGUGAGACAGCCAACAGGAUGCCCAUGCAAAUCAAUUUCGAGCAAGGCAAAGCUGUUUGGAUCCUCAAAUACAGGAGUAAUUAAAAGAGCAUGUACCAUCUGCAACAUCUCAAGAAAUUCAAAGAAAUUCAGAAUACGGGAGGUUGUGCGGCACCGAGCGGAUGUACGGCGAGGUCUUCGAAUGGUGUCAAGUCACCCUUGCCAUAUGGAACAUAUGAGGAGCAGCAGCAGCACAAGGAGCAACUCCUUACAGUAGCAGAGGCAGUCGCCGACAGCAGCAGCAGAUGCAGUCGCCAACAGCAACAACUGGUCCGCGCGGACUCGAUCGGGCGGACUGCAGCGGCAGAAGUAGGUGGCGGGCGAAGGCAGCGGCAGGCGGCAACGGCAGGUGGCGGACGGACGGCAGCGGCAGCAACAGGAUCCCGCCACCGGGGAAGACCCGCGUGGCCCUGCCUGCCAAAGUCAGGGAGAGGGAGCGGCGGCUGGGGUUGCUGCAGGCACGAGGAACCUGCGCCGGCGAGGAGAGCGACGAGGAGGAGGCGCCCGUCGAGGAGGAGGCCGCCUUGGAGGAGCAGCUACAGUCGGGGUCGGGCUCCUCGGAGGAGCAGCCGCAGUCGGGGUCGGGCUCCUCGACGACGCAGGCGGCGCCGGCGCUGGAGGCGAUGCUGCUGCCCCGCUCGCCGGCCGUGCUCGAGCCCCUCGAUCUCCUCCCUCCUCCGGGACGCGGAUGUGCUGCUCCUGUCCCUCGACGACGCGGCCGUCCUCCUCGGCGAUCUCGUGGCCGACAGCGGCGGCGAAGUCCACGGGCAGGUCAGCGGGGCGGUGGGAGAGCGCGGCCAGGGCCUCGCUGGCGGGGGCCGGACGGUGGAUGGAUCGGGCGACGGAGGAAGGAGGAAGAAGCUGAGGGGGGCUGAUUUGCAACAGUUUAAAACGUAGAAAGGGUUUUUCGCAAAAUUAAAGUUGAACUAAGUCGCGGACAACUUUUCCCGGACGGAGGGAGUAUGCAUUUUUUUUGACGGGUUGAUAGGUAUGCAGUUAACUGUCGCCUGUACCAACAAAAGAGUGUCUUCGUAUCAGACUAGCAGCAUAUGGCCGCUGGAUGAGCAGUGUGCCCCCUGCGCACAGCGCACCUCCCGUCCGAAGUUUUCAAAAUUAUAAAAACCGACGAAGUUGGUUACGUGGGAUUUGCUAAUAACUGCUGA